UAACACUGAAAGAAAUAAUAACUUGUCUUGCCUGUCAAUAACGCAUCGCAUACCUACAUGCAUGCCACGAUUUUGUUAAAUAGUUCAAUAAAAAACACAAAUUAGCUUCUUAUAUUUAAGUACAAAACGUAAAACCAUGGUUCGAAGUGGGCGAGAUCGUGACAGAGAUCGAGACCGUGAAAGGAGACGCUCACAUAGCAGAUCAGCGUCCACAGAUCGCAAGCGGCGACGUUCAAGGUCCAGAAGUCGGGACAGACCGUCCAAGUCUUCGAAACGAAAGCGUAGUCGUAGCAGGGAGAGAGAUUCCAAGAGGGACCGCAGUAGAGAUCGUAGCAGGGAACGCGAUAGGGACCGAGAUAGAAAAAGUGACAAACGGGAUGACAAGAGGAAUGGCACAAGUAGCAAAUCAAGGAAGAAGUCCCCCGACCGGGAUAGAGAUAGAUCGAAGUCAAAAGAAAAAACUAUCAAGAAUGAGUCAGAUUAUGACCUCGGCUCCGCUGAUAAGGAAGAAGAACAGAGCCGGCUUGAGCAGGAGAUGCAGAAGCGUCGCGACCGCAUCGAGCGCUGGCGAGCUGAGCGCAAGCGCAAGGAGCUCGAGUCCGCCAAGAAGGAGGUCCAGAAAGGCAGUAUCGUCAGUAACAUUCAGAUGCCAGCCAAAAAAUGGUCGCUCGAAGACGACUCUGGCGAUGAAGGUGAAGAUGGAGAAGCCAAAGAGAAACCAGCUCCUGAAGAGAAAAAAGAGGAAGAAGAUGAAAUAGACCCAUUGGAUGCUUACAUGCAAGAGGUUCAACAAGAGGUCCGCAAAGUGAACCAAAUAGACCAAGCCCGCGGGCUCAUCAGCGUGCCGUCAACUGGCGGCACCGGCGUGGUUAUACUCACAGGAACUGCCAAGAAGAAGGUCGCGGAACAGAAAAAUAAGGGCGAACUCAUAGAACAGAAUCAAGACGGCUUAGAAUAUUCAUCUGAAGAAGAAACAGAGGACAUCAAGGACGCCGCAGCCAACUUGGCCUCUAAGCAGAGGAAGGAACUCGCUAAAGUGGAUCACGCUAGUCUGCAUUACAUGUCAUUUAGGAAGGCCUUUUAUACAGAGGUGAGCGAACUAUCUCGAAUGACGCCAGAAGAGGUAGAAGCAUACAGAACAGAGCUGGAAGGCAUCAGAGUGAAGGGCAAGGGCUGUCCAAAACCAAUCCGCACUUGGGCACAUUGCGGCAUCAGCAAGAAGGAACUCGAUAUACUGAAGAAGCUCGGCUUUGAGAAGCCCACCCCUAUCCAAGCUCAGGCGAUACCCGCGAUAAUGUCUGGAAGAGAUCUUAUCGGAAUAGCCAAGACGGGUUCAGGCAAGACGCUAGCGUUCAUCCUGCCGAUGUUCCGACACAUCUUGGACCAGCCGCCGCUCGAGGACACCGAUGGACCCAUAUCCCUAAUCAUGACGCCCACCAGGGAGCUCUGCAUGCAGAUAGGGAAAGACAUCAAGAAAUUCGCCAAGUCUCUAGGGUUGAGAGUCGUCUGUGUUUAUGGAGGCACGGGGAUUUCUGAACAGAUAGCAGAGCUUAAACGCGGCGCUGAGAUGAUAGUGUGCACGCCAGGCCGCAUGAUCGACAUGUUGGCCGCCAACUCCGGCCGCGUCACAAACCUGCGCCGGGUCACUUACAUUGUGCUGGACGAGGCUGACCGGAUGUUUGAUAUGGGCUUCGAGCCUCAGGUAAUGAAGAUCAUCGAUAACAUAAGGCCAGACAGACAGACCGUGAUGUUCAGCGCCACUUUCCCGCGACAAAUGGAGGCCCUCGCCCGAAGGAUCUUGCAGAAACCUAUAGAAAUACAGGUCGGCGGCAGAAGCGUGGUCUGCAAAGACGUGGAGCAACAUUGCGCUAUUCUAGAGGAAGAUGCGAAAUUCUUCAAACUUCUAGAACUGCUCGGCUUGUACAGUCAGAUGGGCAGCAUCAUAGUGUUCGUGGACAAACAGGAGAACGCCGACAGUCUGCUCAAGGACUUGAUGAAGGCUUCGUAUUCGUGCAUGAGCUUGCAUGGAGGUAUUGAUCAAUUCGACAGGGACUCGACAAUCGUGGACUUCAAGAGCGGGAAGGUGAAGUUGCUGGUGGCGACCAGCGUGGCGGCGCGCGGACUCGACGUCAAGCAGCUCGUGCUGGUCGUCAACUACGACUGCCCCAACCACUACGAGGACUAUGUGCAUAGAUGCGGACGCACCGGCCGCGCCGGCAACAAGGGCUUCGCGUGGACGUUCCUGACGCCGGAGCAGGGCCGCCACGCGGGCGACGUGUUGCGCGCCUUCGAGCUCGCCGGCGCCGCGCCGCCCGCCGACCUCCGGAACUUGUGGGACAAAUAUAAGGAAGCGCAAGAGAAGGACGGCAAGAAGGUGCACACUGGCGGCGGGUUUAGUGGGAAAGGUUUCAAAUUCGACGAAUCCGAAGCACAAGCGGCGACGGAGAAGAAGAAAUACCAAAAAGCGGCGCUGGGCUUACAGGACUCUGACGAUGAGGACGUGGAGGGCGACCUGGACCAGCAGAUCGAAACCAUGCUGGCUGCUAAGAAGAUUGUCAAGGAGAUCAAGCCCGGCGUGGCGGCGGCAGCGGGGGCGCCGGCAGCCGGCGCGGCCUCCGCAGCCGGCGCGGACGGGAAACUGGAGCUGGCCAGACGGUUGGCCAGCCGGAUCAACUUGGCUAAGGGACUGGGUGCUGAGCAAAAGGGCGCUACCCAACAAGCGGCUGAAGCUAUACUGAAGGGCGCACCUUCAGCUCAUACCCUUAUUACCGCUAAGACGGUGGCCGAGCAGCUGGCGGCCAAACUGAACACCCGUCUGAACUACCAACCGCGGGACGAGAGCAACUCCGAGCCAGCCGAGGAGGUGUUCAGGAAGUACGAGACAGAACUGGAGAUCAACGACUUCCCGCAGCAGGCCCGAUGGAGAGUCACCAGCAAGGAGGCGCUAGCUCUAAUCAGCGAAUACAGUGAAGCGGGAAUCACAGUUCGCGGGACCUACGUACCCCCCGGUAAGACCCCGCCAGAAGGAGAGAGAAAACUGUACCUGGCCAUAGAGAGCUCUCAAGAACUAGCUGUAGCUAAAGCGAAGUCCGAGAUCACACGGCUCAUCAAGGAAGAGUUGCUGAAGCUUCAGACCUCAGCGCAUCACAUGGUCAACAAAGCUAGAUAUAAGGUCAUCUAAGCAGGAAUAAAUGGCGUCACUUCA
This is a messenger RNA of Plodia interpunctella (Indianmeal moth), 3205 nucleotides long. RefSeq names its product pre-mRNA processing factor 5 (gene Prp5). NCBI's taxonomy places the organism in Eukaryota, Metazoa, Arthropoda, Insecta, Lepidoptera, Pyralidae. The record is from RefSeq and is a predicted model, not a curated record. The transcript is spliced from 18 exons. Bases 137 to 3181 code for a protein of 1014 amino acids. Gene Ontology annotation, molecular function: RNA helicase activity; RNA binding; ATP binding.